AUGAAAUUCUUCUCCCUCACCGCUCUUACCCUUUUGUUUGGUGGGGCUGUCGUCCUAGCUUCCCCGACCCCUGGCCCCAACCCAGCAGUCCACGUCGCUCGUGAAUUGCCAGAAGGCUACGAGGGUAAAUUCAUCGUCGACAUCCUCAUGAACCCGACACCGGGGAGAGUAGAUGAUCUUCACCGGUUGCUGUUGGAAUGUGCAAAGGUUGCGAGGGACCCAAGCAAAGAGCCAGGUACUUUGACUUACCGAUUGACACGUGGGUUCGGGAACCAAACUGAUAUCUUCUGGCUCUACGAAGAGUACGAGUCUCCCGCCGCUUUGAAAUUCCACCAAGGGAGCAAGGAAUUCAAAAAGCUCUUCGACUCCGGAGCUCUCGGUCCACGCAUUGAGACCUACCUCACCGAGUUCGAGUACCUGUAA
Molecule: messenger RNA, 423 nt
Organism: Marasmius oreades (fairy-ring Marasmius)
Lineage: Eukaryota; Fungi; Basidiomycota; Agaricomycetes; Agaricales; Marasmiaceae
Exons: 4
Coding region: 1-423 (140 amino acids)
Source: RefSeq, a predicted model, not a curated record